Molecule: messenger RNA, 2871 nt
Organism: Caenorhabditis briggsae
Lineage: Eukaryota; Metazoa; Nematoda; Chromadorea; Rhabditida; Rhabditidae
Gene: Cbr-gld-3
Product: Protein CBR-GLD-3
Exons: 17
Coding region: 1-2871 (956 amino acids)
Source: RefSeq, a predicted model, not a curated record
AUGGGUGAGCAAAGCAAAGAGAGUGAGCCUGACGAGGCAUCCUCUUAUCACCCCUUUGUCCGCUCUGAGGUUGAAUACGACGCUGCAACGCGGCUCCAAAUGGCUGAAGAGAUUGCCUCCACUAGAAGAAUGUUUGUUUCACCGAUUCUCAAAGAUAUCAUCGUGAACCCCGAGAACUUCUAUCAAGAGUGUCAGCAGUCCGCGAAGGUAAAGAAAGUAACACUGAAGUUUGCUAAUUGCAUAAUUCAGAUGGCAGAAGAUGCCAACCAAAGGCGUCAAAUGUCGUUUAAUACGAAACGCGAAGCGUAUAUUCAUCAAAUGAGAGCAAAGGGGAUUCCUCUACCAUCCAAAAUCCCAAUGAUCGAGAUUAACCCAACUAGAGUAACCCUCAGUCUGGAAUUCGAGUCCCAGUACUAUUCAUUAAUGACCAACGAUUAUGGAGAUCACGAGAAUGUUGCCUCAAUUAUGCAAAAAACUAACACUCUCAUCCAACUUCCUGACCACACAGUCGGAGGAGCUGCUCCUGAUCCGUUCACUCAGCAAGUAACAAUCACUGGCCAUUAUAGUGACGUCGACAGAGCCCGAAAGUUGAUGAGAGAGAACUGUCAUCUCUCCGUGAUCAUGUCACUCAAUGAAAUGAAAAUUUCACCGCCCGAGCUCCAGGAUUUUGUCGGACAAAAUCCCAUUCAAAAUGUGGAGAUGUCCCUCAUUAAUUAUGCUGUAGAGAAGAAAGGACGAGUUAGACCGUAUCUCCGUUUCACUAGCCGAGCGAAAAACGAACAAGAUCUCGUCAGUGCUGCGAACAAGAUAAUUCAGAAAGCAUUCGGAAAAGAACUUCCAAGACAACAUCCAUUAAUUGAACAACGCACUAAUGUGAUUAUCACCUAUCCACACUACAAUACAAAAGAUGACAUUAGGGAAAACUUGCUGGUUGUUAAGAUUGAUGGAACAGUAGAAAAUGUCCUGCAGGCAAGGAAAUGCUUAAUGGAUCUGCUUCCUGUAUCGAUGUGUUUCAACAUGAAGAACACUGACAUGGCUGCGCAAAGUAAACUAGCUGAUAGAUGUGUUCAUGUUGUCAUAGAGGAAAGCCGAACAAUGCUCAAAAUGACACCAUCAGUGUAUGAGCCGAGUGAACUUUUAUCCGAAGAAGUUCCUCUUCACUGCGCAAGUCUGCGUUCCAAAGAAUUCAACAUCAAACACAUGUACACAGCUUAUCAGAAAGUUCUUUCGCUCCAUUUGGCAUCGGUCGCUUCCACAAUCAUUCUUUUCCUUCCAUGUGCCAUGUCGCGGAGAAUCAUCGGAUUCUACACUCAACCAUCGACGUCACAGAAGCUUAUCUGGGGCUUCUUCUCGUUCGAGACACAUGCCGAAAGAAAAUCGGGACCCGAGGGUUCAAGUGCCCCCAUGAGGUCAAGUGCACGAGUAUCUUCGGUUUCCGAGUGCAUUGGUACGGAUGAUGGAUACACGUCAACUGAACUCACAUUCCAUUUUCAGCACAACCCUUCCUGGCAAUGCCGCCGUUUCCAGAUCCCUAGCCCAGCUACUGAUGAUGCAGCAGCAACAUGCGUUCAUGAAAGGAUCACCGGUGAUUCAUCCGACUCCCAUUCCAUUGUUCAUGAUCGACCCAACUACCGAAUCGUCAACGAGUGUGCGUCCCAUAUGCCGCUCCAGAGUUUGUCCCGUUUGAGUCAUUCAACUUUUUUCAAUUUCCGUGCUUGCCUAUCAGUGAAGUUUCCAGCCGAUCAGACAGGGAAUCGACCAGACCAUCAGUCAACUUCAAGUCAACAAAAUCACAUGAAUAGGAAACCGGGAAGGAUAAUGAAUAGACCAGCUUCAGCCGCUUCCACCUACAACCACACAUCAUCAACUCAACGUCCGAGGCGAAUGUAUGAACAACUGAGGGACGAUGAUGCUCGAAGCACAAGAUCUGGAUCGAGAAGAACCUCUAUCUGUGGAGAUGAGCCAACUGUUGGGAGUUUUGAAGAUCGUGGUUGGGACCGGCAACUCCCACGUCAUCAGCAGAGGUUCUCAAAGGAUGAGAACAUGCGCUGGAAAACUGGGAGUCGAGGAGAUGUCCAUGGAAAGCGUAAUACAUAUCCUCAAAAAGAUCCACGUGGACAAGGACCCACUCGUGACCACGACUUUGUAUCUGCGGGAUCGUCGGAACGCCCUCAGUCAAAUCAAUCAGAUCAAAAUCAACUGCAAACGAUACACCAUCUAAAAUUGAAACCAAAUGAUAUCGAUUUAGACCAUGAAAGGUUGUUCACCCAUGAUUCACCACAUCUUGAAGACGCACCGGACAAGAAUGGAUUUGCAAAUGAGCUCAUGGAUGGGGAUUUUGUACAGAGACUGCUCUCAAAUGUCAAUUUAAGCGAUCAGAAGAAACGGUCCAGAGCGAUUAGCUGUGUUCUUGAUAGAGACGAGCAAUCCGCUCGUCAAACAGAUUCCGAUUGUGCGUACAGUCUCACUGACCAGGGCAGCAGCCAUCCGUCACGCUCGAUCGAUAGUUUCAAAAAGAUGGCAGGAAUCGGGGUUACAAAAACUCUGCUGGAACCGAGGACUCGUGCCGACAAAGAGUACGGUAAAAUUUGUCUUGAGCACAAAGAAAAGUACUCGGGAGAAGGGAAGGAUGAAGACAACUAUCUGGAAAUGCGUCCAUCUCUCGGUUCGCGACAAUACAGAAUCGAUCCGAUGAAACUAAUAGCAAGUGUGCGAGAGUCGAGUGAGCAAUUGCCACGUAUACACGAACGACAGUUCAAUGAUGUUCUGAACGAUAAGGGGAGAGAAAUGAAACAACGUCCCCAAUGGAUUAUGCAUUCCGCAGCGAACAAUCAUCAGAAACCAUACAAUAAAUUCGUUGAGAUGUAUUGA